UCUGGCUGAACUGGGAUCCAGGUGGCUGACUAGUGCCUGGCCGCAGACGCGGUGGCAUCUGCCUUCUGCCUUCCCCUGCCUUGGCCUGCCCAAGAGUCCACCAGGCCAUGGAGGCGGUGACUGUGUAUCAUGGCAAAAUCAGCCGAGAGACCGGGGAAAAGCUCCUGCUCGCCACUGGUCUGGAUGGUAGCUAUUUGCUGAGGGACAGUGAGAGUGUCCCGGGCGUGUACUGCCUGUGUGUGCUGUAUCAAGGUUACAUUUAUACAUACCGAGUGUCGCAGACAGAAACAGGUUCUUGGAGUGCUGAGACAGCUCCUGGGGUACAUAAAAGAUUUUUCCGGAAAAUAAAAAAUCUCAUUUCAGCAUUUCAGAAGCCAGAUCAAGGCAUUGUAAUACCUCUGCAGUAUCCAGUUGAGAAGAAGCCCUCUGCUAAAAGUACGCAAGGUACUACAGGGAGAAGAGAAAACCCUGAUGUCUGCCUGAAAGCACCAUGAAGAAAAAUAAAACAUCUUGUACUUUAUUUUCAGUAAUUUAAAUAUAUACUCAGUCUUGUAUAUUGUAGAUAAUACAGUUCAGUGAGCUACAAAUGCAUUUCUAAAACCAUCAUAGUCCUGUAGUGGAAGCAUCUAGCAUGAUGUUAAAGCUGAAAUGGACUUUGUAGAUAAUGAGGAGCUUUGAAAUGAAGAUUGAGGAAAAAAAUCCAUUGGGUUAUUUUCAGUGAUUAUAUUUACAAAUGGAAAAUAAUUUAAAGCAUAAUGGAUACUUUAUAAAAGAUUAAUGUCAACUCUUGCCAAAUAUAAAUAAAAAUAAUCCUUAUUUUUUUGGUCAAAGCCACCAUUUUUAGUGAAAUAUCAUUUGAUAGCUAUUGAUUUUAAAAAGUCUUGCUUCAUUGUAUGGUUAGAAGCUUGUUUGUGUCUUUUCCACGCGUGGUUCUACAUUGGGUGUUAUGCUCUCCACUAGCUAUGGUGUCAUAGGCUCUUUUGGGAUUUAUGAAGCUGUGCGCUGUGUGCUAGAACAAGUACUGGAUAAACAGUGAAGAAUUACGGUUUAAUUCUGAAAGCAACUUCUUGCCGAGUGUUCUGAUGUUGGACAAUAAAAUCUACAGACCAAUCUGGAGCUUUGUUGUUGUUGUAUGCAGUGGAGUCAGUUCCAACUCAUAGUGACCCCAUGCGACAGAGUAGAACUGCCCUACAGAGUUUCCUAGGCUGUAAUCUUUACAGGAGCAGAUCGCCAGGUCAUUUUCCCACGAAGCCACUGGGAGAAUUUGAACCGCCAACCUUUCAGUUAGCAUCCGAGGGCUUAACCAAUGCGCCAACAGGGCUCUGGAGCUUUAAAUCCCAUACUUUAAAAUAUGCUCUAAAACGUGUAUUGUAUUUGAUGCUACAGGAUUGGAAAUUAUAUUACAAAUCCAGCGAAGUGGACUUUUCUCCUUUUCAUUUACUUCUGAAGGGAAACUUCAGGAGCUUUGGCUCAUGAGUAACUGAUUUGCAAGCAGUCUCCCUAUUAGGUAACCUUACAAGAACAUCGAAAAACUUAUGAUUACAUUAAUUUUUAAUAAUUCCAAGUGUCAAAAUUUUAUGCAGUGAUGAGUAUUUGCAUUUUCUUCUUACGUUUAUAUUUUCAUGACUUUUGUGAUUAAUUACAUGUGAAGUUGCUUCAGGGCUCAUAGAAUUCAUUCACUCAAUAGACAUAAGAGGCAGUGGUUGUAGAGAAGUAGAAUCACCCGGUCCCUGCCCUCAGGUAGCUGACUGUCUAGCUGGACAAGAAAACAAUAAAAGAAAAUAAUAAUAAAAGACAAGAAAACAAUAGCCCUAAAAGGUGAUAAGUGCAGAGAUGAGUGAAGUUCCCAGUAUGUAGGUAGAUCUGCCUUCAGAGGCAGGAUGAGUCAACACACAUAGUCUGACCCAUGGUUUACAGAAAAAGGCUAAGUUUCAUUGUAAAUGAAUAAAUUGGAAUUCUGGGUUGUACAUGAGUGUCAGUGAGCUUGGUUAAUAUUAGUGAACUGCCGAGAGACAGAACUGCUCUCUUGUGUGCUGGCAAGAUCUGAUUUCUGAGCUUUUAAAAUGGAUGUUAUGGGAGUCCCUGGGUGGCUCAAAUGGUUGAGCACUCGACUACUAGCCUAAAGGUUGGUGAUUCGAACCCACCCAUAGGUGCAUCGGAAGAUAGGCCUGGCGAUCUGCUUCUGAAAGGUCACAGCCUUGAAAACCCUGCGGAGUAGUUCUGCCCUGCACGUGGGAGUCAGAAUCGACUAGACAGCAGCUGCUAACAAUAUGGGUGUGCAAAGGCCGAGCAUGACCACAGCAGUGCAUUUUAGGCAGUUUACCAUUUCCAGAAGUAAAAGCAUCACUUUAACUUGUAAAGGAAUUCAGAAAGCUGACUUUCAAAAUAACAUGCACAUGUUGAAAUGAUUUUUAAUUAUUUGUAGCUUGAGUUUAAAUUUUAAUAGAUGUGACUAAUUUUUACUCUAAUUUGUUCAUCCUGGAAUUAUCCUAAAUAUAUGAAUUAUGUCAGCAUGUUCCUUUACCAGAGCCCCCCUCCCUUUUUACAAUUUUUUAUUGUGCAUUAGGUGAAAGUUCACAGAGCAAAUUAGUUUCCCAUUCCAUAGGUGGUACAUAAAGUGUUCCAUGACAUUGGUUGCAUUCCCCACAAUGUGUCAGCACUCUCCCCAUUUCUGUCGUAGUUUCUCCGUUUCUUUUCGUCCUGGUUUCCUACCCCUUCCUGCCUUCUCAUCUUUGCUUUUGGGCAAAUGUUGCCCUUUUGAUCUCAUAUAAUUGAUUGUUAUAAGCAACAUACUCCACUUGAGUUUAUUUUA
Trichechus manatus latirostris (Florida manatee) is the source of this 2812-nucleotide messenger RNA. RefSeq names its product SH2 domain containing 1A (gene SH2D1A). Gene Ontology annotation, biological process: regulation of signal transduction; cell-cell signaling; cellular defense response. Bases 108 to 494 code for a protein of 128 amino acids. The record is from RefSeq and is a predicted model, not a curated record. The transcript has 4 exons. NCBI's taxonomy places the organism in Eukaryota, Metazoa, Chordata, Mammalia, Sirenia, Trichechidae. Gene Ontology annotation, cellular component: cytoplasm.